AUGGUUUUACCUCGACCCUUUUCGCGGGUGCGAACAUUGCUGUUGGCGGCUGCACUCGCAGCUUUUAUCACAUAUUCGUUCUUGCGCUGGCAGCGUAUCUUCUAUGCGGAACAAGCGCAAUCCACGGCUACAAAGGCAGCACCAUCCAACGAACCAGCCGUAGUAUUGACUAAGCCGGAAGGUCAUAUCAGCUUCUGGCGUCAAUUUCAGCCUCUUCUAGAUACCUACCAGCCAAGAUGUGAACCGCCACUGCGGCUGGAAAUGGCACCGUCUGUUAGGUUUGAGCAAGCAAGCCCUGCCUUCCGGCCCGAGGUACUGGACAUGCUGGACGAUCAUGUUGAGACCAUGAAGCAAGCUCAUACUGGAGGAUUGGUUUCGACCGCUGGCGGCGAAUACUUACCCGUGUUGGUCAUCUCGCUUCGGAUGCUUCGCAGGACAGGCUCAGAACUGCCACUCGAGGUAUUCCUUGCCAAUGAGGAUGAAUAUGAGACAUAUAUAUGUGAUGUGGUUCUUCCAUCUCUCAAUGCACGAUGUGUGGUGCUUUCCCAUGUCUUGGAUGCUGUUCCAAAGAUUAUGGAUAUCCAGAAAUACCAAUUCAAACUGUUCGCCAUGAUGUUCUCUUCUUUUGAGGAAAUCCUGUUCCUGGAUGCGGACGCAUUUCCCCUACAUCAACCAGAGACACUCUUCGAGAACGAACCUUUCAAGUCCAAGAAAAUGGUUACGUGGCCAGACUUUUGGGCGACCACAAUCUCGCCAUACUAUUACGAGAUAUCAUCCCAGCCUAUGCCUUCAAACACCAUUCGGCAAUCUAGCGAAUCUGGCGAAGUGCUCCUUUCCAAGAAGGCCCACAUGAAGACACUCCUUCUCAGUGUUUAUUAUAACUUCUGGGGCCCCGAAUAUUACUACCCACUUUUGUCUCAAGGUGCAUCCGGUGAGGGCGACAAGGAAACGUUCGUUGCAGCUGCUCUAGCUCUCGGAGAAUCAUACUAUCAGGUUUCUGAGCCCAUUUGCGCCAUUGGUCACGGCACCGAGGGCGGCUUGGCUGGCUCCGCAAUGGUCCAGUUUGACCCGGUUGAGGAUUACGCCUUGACACAAAAAGGUGAAUGGCGCGUUCAUGGAUCAAAGGCUCCUGCUCCCCGAGCCUUCUUCAUCCAUGCCAAUUUCCCAAAAUUCAACCCGGCUACAGUGUUCGAGAAGCAAGCCGUCAACCCGGCUUUCGCCGAUGACGGUAGCUACACACGCGCAUGGACUAUUCCUCAAGAAGUGAUUGGAAAAUUUAGUACGGAUGUCGAAAAGCAUUUCUGGAAAGAAAUUCUCUGGACAGGCUGCGAGCUCGAGAAUAAAUUCAGUUCCUGGAAGGGUCACAAGGGCAUCUGCGCGGGAGUGAAAAAGUACUGGAAUGCAAUCUACAUGGACAAGAAGUCUCCAAAGAUAUAA
Molecule: messenger RNA, 1437 nt
Organism: Aspergillus nomiae NRRL 13137
Lineage: Eukaryota; Fungi; Ascomycota; Eurotiomycetes; Eurotiales; Aspergillaceae
Product: alpha-mannosyltransferase
Exons: 2
Coding region: 1-1437 (478 amino acids)
Biological process (GO): mannan biosynthetic process
Cellular component (GO): Golgi apparatus
Molecular function (GO): alpha-1,2-mannosyltransferase activity
Source: RefSeq, a predicted model, not a curated record